This is a messenger RNA of Meleagris gallopavo (turkey), 903 nucleotides long. RefSeq names its product guanylyl cyclase-activating protein 1-like. Lineage: Eukaryota; Metazoa; Chordata; Aves; Galliformes; Phasianidae. The record is from RefSeq and is a predicted model, not a curated record. Gene Ontology annotation, molecular function: calcium ion binding.
GCUCUGAGGCAUCUGCUUAACCUCCUCAUCCCAAUGCAGCUCCCGGAAUAGCAGAGCUUUGCUGGAUUAUCUCACACCUUCCUUCCAUUCUAAGCAGAAUGUUUGUAUCAUUGAAACUUCGGGGUCUGUAAAGCAGCCUCUAAGUAGAUUAACGUUUCUAAUGGGCUUUGGGAAGGUCAGAGGUUUUUACUUUGGGACUAACAUUGAACGUGGACGGGAGCAAAGGGGCACUGCUGUGAGAGCAGCGGGACGGGGAGGACCGUUCCUGCAGGGUUCCUCUUUCUGGCCAUGGGAAACAACAACAGCUCCACGGUGGACGACCUGCAGGCGGUGGAGAUCCACCAUUGGUACAAGAAGUUCAUGACGGAGUGUCCCUCCGGGCAGCUGACAGAGCACGAGUUCAAGCAGUUCUUCGGGCUGCGGGGCUUGGACCCCCAGGCCAACGAGUACAUCGAGCAGAUGUUCCGUACCUUCGACAUGAACAAGGAUGGGUACAUCGACUUCAUGGAGUACGUGGCAGCCCUCAGCCUGGUGCUGCGUGGGAAGAUGGAGCAGAAGCUGCGCUGGUACUUCAAGCUGUACGACGUGGAUGGGAACGGCUGCAUCGACCGCCACGAGCUGCUCAACAUCAUUAAGGUGAGUCCCCAGCAUGUGGUCCUGGAACACCCCCAGGGAUGGGGGCUCCCCACCGCCCUGGGCAGCUGUGCAGUGCUGACCGCUCUUUGCAGCACAACUUCUUCCCAGGCUCCAACCCGACCCUCCCCACGGCACCCUGAGCCCAUCCCCUCCCGUCCCAUCCCCGUUCCCUGGGAGCAGAGGCUGAGAAAGAGGAGGAGCAGAUAUAGGGAAUGCCCUCCAUCGGUCCCUCCCUUUGGGGUCAGCCCCUCAGUGUCCACACCAUGA